Equus quagga is the source of this 3803-nucleotide messenger RNA. RefSeq names its product zinc finger CCCH-type containing 12D (gene ZC3H12D). The record is from RefSeq and is a predicted model, not a curated record. Gene Ontology annotation, cellular component: nucleus; cytoplasmic ribonucleoprotein granule. The transcript has 6 exons. Gene Ontology annotation, molecular function: RNA endonuclease activity; mRNA binding; metal ion binding. Bases 245 to 1873 code for a protein of 542 amino acids. NCBI's taxonomy places the organism in Eukaryota, Metazoa, Chordata, Mammalia, Perissodactyla, Equidae. Gene Ontology annotation, biological process: nuclear-transcribed mRNA catabolic process, RNase MRP-dependent; 3'-UTR-mediated mRNA destabilization.
GAGCGCUGGCAUGAAGUGGCUCCUAACGGCCGUGUGGCCGGCCCCGGCUGCGCUCCCUGGCUUUGGUGACACCUGGCUAGCUGGGAGGAGAGCCGUGUGACAGCUGCGGGCAGCCAGGGAGCUGAAGGGAGUCCUGAUAUCCACUGUGACGGCCUGAGGCACACGCCCUGCUGCUCAUGCCAGUGGGGCUCUGCCAGGAGGAAGCCAGGGGCAAGACCCUCGCCAGGGGCCUGGCGGGCACAGCAUGGAGCGCUCGAACAAGAUGGAGUUCUUCCUGAAGCUGGGCUACCGCCGGGAGGACGUGGUCAAGGUGCUGGGCAAGCUGGGUGAGGAUGCCCUGGUCAACGAUGCACUGCAGGAGCUGAUCCAGACUGGCAGCCGCCCAGGGGCCCAAGAGGCCAGCGCUGCGCCCCUUCUCGUCCCCAGGGGUUCCUGCGGACCCCCAGACUCCGCCCAGUUUGGGCUAGGGGCUGAGGUGGAAGAGGAGUGCGGAGGCCCAGCCAGUUCCUUGCGACCCAUAGUGAUCGACGGCAGCAACGUGGCAAUGAGCCAUGGAAAUAAAGAAGCCUUCUCUUGCCGGGGAAUCCAGCUGGCUGUGGACUGGUUCAGGGACAGAGGACACACCUACAUCAAAGUUUUUGUCCCCUCCUGGAGGAAAGACCCACCAAGGUCUGAUACGCCUAUUAGAGAGCAGCACGUGCUGGAGGAGCUGGAGAGGCAGGCGGUGCUUGUGUACACCCCAUCCCGCAAGGUGAACGGCAAGCGGGUGGUCUGCUAUGAUGACCGCUACAUCGUGAAGGUGGCCUAUGAGCAGGAUGGCAUCAUUGUCUCCAACGACAACUACCGGGACCUGCAGAGCGAGAACCCCGAGUGGAAGUGGUUCAUCGAGCAGAGGCUGCUCAUGUUUUCCUUCGUCAACGACCGAUUCAUGCCUCCUGACGACCCCCUGGGCCGGCGGGGACCCACCCUGAGCAACUUCCUGAGCAGGAAGCCGAAGCCCCCGGAGCCGUCCUGGCAGCACUGCCCCUACGGCAAGAAGUGCACCUACGGCAUCAAGUGCAAGUACUACCACCCGGAGAGGCCGCCCCACGCGCAGCUCGCGGUGGCCGACGAGCUGCGCGCGCAGACGCGGGCCUGGCGGGGCGCGGGUGCUGACGAGGAGCGGCCGCGGGGCGCGCGGGCGGUGGUCCGGGCGGAGCAGGGGGCUCCCCGGGGCGCCCCCGCCGCAGCCUGGCCCGGCCCCCGGGAGCCUGGCACGCGCAGCCUGCCCGGGGCGCGGCGGGCAGCGGACGUGGCGGCCCUGGAGGGCGGCUUCUCGCGGCUCGCCUUCCGCGACGACACCGGGCCCCGCGGGCCGCCCCCUCCGGGCCCCGGCUGCGCCCUCGCGCUCGGGCCGCGCGGUCCAGACUGGGUGGCGCCCGGGGCCUCGCGGUCCCCGCCGGCCCUGCCCGGCCUCCUGACCCCCCCGAGUGCGUCCGGCCCGCAGGUCGCGCUGCGGGGUGGGGUCGGCCCCGGGGACCCGCAGGGCGACCUGCUCCCCCAGCGCCGGCAGCCCGCCGACCCGUGGGCCCUUCCCCAGGGGACCGGCCGCUUCCCGGGCCGCUCGGCCUGGGCGGAGUCCCGCUGGGGCGACAGCGCCUUCGUGGGACCCUCGGGGUCCGCGCCCCGCGCCGCGGCCGGCGACAUGGACGCGCGCGCCCGGACGCGCACCGCGCUCUGCAGCAUCUUCCCGCCCCAGGAGGUGGACCGCGUCAUGGCCCUGUUCCCCGCGCUCUCCGACGUCACCAAGCUCAUCCUCCUCAUCCAGAGAUUGCAGAGGUCCGGUGCGCCCGUGGGAAACCCCUCAGGGGCUAGUCCAAGCCACCGCAAGUGAUGUCUCAAUCUUGCAGCUUGGCCGGGCAGGCCCGUGGUUGCCAGCCUGCACCUGGAUCGGCCCACCACGUGGGGCCCCCUGUUUUUGAAAGAUGGUCAUGGAAGCCAGCUUCCUGACCCUCAACCGUGCCCACGGUGGCACCUGGUGACCCCCCACGGAUGAUGCAGGGCCACCUGCUGAAGUUCCACGUCCUGCAGAAUAAGGGCCGCUUCCGGGAAGGGAGUGAUUUCUCACGCCUGGAAGACUACAGUCUCACUACAGGCUCUAGGAGUUUGUCUGGAACAGUCACCUGGGAUCCACAAGUGGGUCACAAGAUCACUUUAGUGGGUCACACCCGAAAUAGAGUGGAAUAGGAAAUCUCUGAGCACGCCCCACAUAAUCAGGCUAAGAACGAAACUCUUAUUUCUUAGCCACACAUGGGCCUAUGAACCCUUGGUGGCCGUGUGAACUUCAUGUGGGUCACCGGCACAAAUUUGAGAAAUCCUGGUAAACGGCCUUCAAUUUCACUGCAUCGAAUCACGCUUCAAAUAUGUGGUCACUUGGCCGCUGGAAGGUUUGGCAUCUGGAGGUUUCCACACGAGCUCUUUCUAACCUCACGAGGGGAGCCUGGCGCUCUAGACUCCACGCGGAGGCUUCACUUGUCACUCUGAGAUUGUGUGGCUGUGCUGGUCUGUGGAGGUGUGGCAGAGGCAUGUUGUCCUAAGGGCCUGCCUCCGGGGCCUUCAGUCCCUUCACAAGCACACAUACACCACACACAAAUGUCACACCACACACACACACACACACACAUCACCUGACUCAGGGCUAAGUGUCCCGUUUUUGUCAGCUGUCUGUUGUGUCAGUUUCCAGCACAGGCCCCCUACUGGCUGAGCCCUCUAAGCCACAGUCACGCUGAGCCGAGGCCCAGCGAGUCAGGACUUCCGCUCAGAAAGCUCCAGGUGGGUCAGUGGAGAGCUGGACGAGCCUCCGUCGUGGAGGUUCAUGGCCACCUUCCACCACUCUGAUUCUUCUGGCCAGCCACUGCUUUGAGUUUGGGGGAGAAGGGACCCACCUAUUUGCAACGGACAAGAAAUGAGACAAUGCUGCCAGAACACGGACCCCGUGUCCUCAGGGGCCCUGGCAUCACCUGUGGCUGCAUCCGCCCCUUCACUUGGGGUCACGGGUCCCGCUCUGCAGGUCUGGGCUCAUUUGUUCAUGAGGGGCUUCGGGGGCUUGGCCAUCGGGGAGAGUGCGAGGCACCUCGCAGUGGAAAACCAGCCCUCAAGCCCCGCAGCUCCCUGGGGACUGGCAAGCUCAGUGGGGAACUUCUCUGGCGUUACUCGGCUGCGGGCGAUGUCGGCACAGCCCAGGGUGCGCCCAGAGAGCCUGCUCCAGUCCCUCUAGUUCCUGGUCAGUGCUGCAUGGGAGAUGCAGGCGCACUGCGAUCCUGUUCAUCUUUUUAAACCGGAUUCUCAGCAUGGCUUCAGCCACAUCUGUCCUUCACCUCUUUUUUCCAAAGAGGACACUGUACCCACAAUUGUACCUAUCAUUGGGACCUCAGUCCUGAGGGGGGUCCGCUCUUUCUGGAUAAAUCGAAUUUCCCUCAUGGUGGUUUUUUUUUGUCUUUUUGCACGACAAGCUUUAUGUUAGAGCUGCUUUUGUCUCCGGAAUCUGUCUCCCGACAUGGCACCAUCGCGUUGCUGAUUUACGGUUGGAAACGUUUAAACUGCUUCCUUUGAGGACGAGUUGGAGUUUUAGUAAGCUGUAAAGCUAUCUUAUUUGGUUCACUGUGAUUAAGACAAGAACAAAAACAAGUGAAGAAACAGCACAUUUCAGUGUAAUCCCCUUUGGAGUUUUUUCCAAAGUCUUGGUAUGUCUUUGUGACACAAAACUUGGAUGGGACGGGCGAACGAGAUGUUCCUAGUCGCAUAGCUGUUACCGUGCUCCAAAA